AUGAAGAAGCAGCUCAACAAGCUCUUCGGCGGCCUGCGCAAGCCGACCGAGGCCCAUGAUGGGAAGCCCGCGACGACGCCGCCACCUGCGCCCACGCCCCCGCCGGUCGUCGUCGCUGUCGAUGCGCGGCUCACCAAGAUGACGCCACGCAUGAAGGACAUUGCGAUGGCCUGCAAGCUCAUGAUCGCGGCAAUGAAGCGUGAUGGGACGAGCGCAGACGUCGCCAAGCUGGCCACGUCUGUCCAGACAGCGACCAAGGCUAUCCUCGAGAUGGCCGGCGACGGGUGCAUCCAACAGUACUUUGCAAGCGAUGCCGGCACAGCGUUCUGCGACCAGUCGACCUUCCCCGCACUCGUGGUCGAGACACUCGACCGCCUCCGGCUCUUCUUUGUCGUCGAGCACGUCCAGACGCUCGGUGCCUCAGAAAGCCCAAUGGAUCCACAGGUAGAGACCUGCAUCACGACGCUCGGCGCAUGCCUCCUCGCGCUCUGCGGCAACCCGCGGGUCAUGGAGAGCUACCGCUGCGAGCUCGGGAACCUGCUUCGCCUCGUUGCCGAGAUUUACACCCCGUCGUGCUACGGACUCCGAUCCUCGAUCAGCAACGCAAUUGACGCCGCCACACUCAACGCCGGCGCGGUGUGGUACCUCCACGACUCGCGCGCGAUUGAGCGGAGCCUUGCGACCAUGCGCCAGCUUACGUACGCCACCGCCGUGACAUCGGCGAACGCUGCGACAGCGAUCUCGACGCUGCACUCACUCGCGCUCGAGGCCGACGCGCCGCCUCUCGAUACCCACUUGGCCGUGAGCCGCGCGCUCGGGCUCGUGCAAACAACAGCACCGGACGCGGUCGAGGAGGUACGGGCGCCCGAACAUACCUUUACGCUCGCCAACCACGACGCGGCCGUGGGCCUGAGCGCGCUCAUUCGCCUCGUUGUCGCAAGCGCCAAGCACGCGCUCAUUCUCGUCCAAGAUUUCCAUGCGGCGCGCGGCUAUGACGUGCUCUGGAGCGUGUACCGUUGCGCCAAGGAGAGCGCCGAGGCGCUCUACCGCAUGCUCUUGCCCCUUGGCGACGGUCCCGAGAGCGUCCGCAACGAAGCCGCCAUCGUCGCCUUGAAAGACCACGUUGUUGAAAAGCUUGACGACGAGCAGCGCGUCGGGCUCUUUGCGCUGCUGACGUGCGUGUACACGGGCGACGUGGCGACCUACACACGUCUCGAGCCCCGUCAGCACGUGCUGGCGUCGCUCGUCUCCAAGCUGCCGCAAGUCGCGUGGGCGGCCCAGCCGAGCGUUCUACUUGCUGUCGAAGCUGUCGGCGUCGUUGCUGACUUUGGUCUUGUCCGUGACAGCAUCUCGGUGCUGUGCGCCUUGUGCAUGGACGCUUCGACACAGGAGCUCGAGACGAUCAGCGACCACAGCUUUGCGGUGCGCGCGUGCGGCACCUUGCGUCGCCUCCUUGAUGCGGCACCGACCGAGCAUCCGCUGCGAGCGUCGCUGGUCGAGUUUGGACUCGUCGAUCGUGGACUCGUCGCCAUGGUAGCCGCCACAGCCAACCGCUCACCCGAAGCACUCGCACCGGUGCGCCAUGUGCUGCAAGCGUGGGCGGGCCUCGGCGCGGCUCUCUUCGUGCGCAAUGCGGCCGCAGCAGCGCGUUGGCGACCGACCGACGCGCCGACGCACUUGGAGAAGCUUUUGAACGCCCUCAUUCUCGACACAGAGACGUCGAUGGCGCUAAUAUCGAUCCCUUGCACGCUGGCCGAGAUCGAUACGGACGACAAUGUCAUAGGGGAUGUGGUGCGUGUCUUGGGCUUGUGCCAAACGUACAGCACCGAUAUGACGCGCUUGGCACCGGCCGUCGCGCUUUUGCAGUGUCUCUUGACAGCCCACGAGCGCGUUCAGCGUCUCUAUGUGUGUCGCGUACGAGGCAUUGAAGCGCUCCUGGCGCUACUCUCGACACUGCCAUGCGACGAAACACGCCUCCGAAACGAGCUCCUCAACAUCCUCACCUUGCUCUGGCGCACACCCGACCUCUGCGACUACACGUUCGCCAACGACUUGUACACUAUGCUGGCGACGCAUCUCGUGCGCUGGCUUGACGCGGAUGGGGCUGCGCUCUUGGAGCUCGUGUUGGGCCUGGCAUUCGAGAUACGCGAGGCGGAAGUCCACGUGCACCAUGCGGCGGCCGUCUCCGUGCUCUGCCAUCUUCUCGGAGCGGUGUCGUCGCCCGCCGAGUGGAUUCACACGUGGUAUACGAGCGUUCUGCAACGACUGCGAUCGCCCGAGAAAGCGCAGCUCGUCGCGGCAGGUCUCUUCCGCUGGCUAUUGCCGCUCGUGGUCGCGUCGCCCGACCCGGCUCUGUACGUGCCUCUUUUGCGCUGCAUUGCCCACGACGCGAUGCCGCUGCCGCAACUGCGCGACUGCUUGCGGGUCGUCCAUGCGCUGCCGCCGUCUCUAGGCUUGGCCUUUCUGUACGAGCUCGUCAAAGCGCCGACUGUCCCGCACACGCGGUUUGGACCCAAAGCCUUGACGCACGUGGCGUCCGACAAGGUGUGGCCGACGACGUCGGGCUACUCGGUCGCGUGCUGGCUGCAAUUUACGCCGCCGACAACAUCCGUCGUCGCAAAGAACGUCACCACGUCGCUCGCGCUCUGCGAAGGCGUGCUCGAGUUUGACGACUGCGGACCCCAAUACGCCGUCCUUGUCGGCUCAACGUUGACGUUAUAUGCCAACAAAGACGCGGCCGUCGCCGGCGCAACCGACGCUGUGACACUCGACGUGGUUGACGUCGUCACAGACAACUUGGACGACCCACUGGCGUUUGGCAUCGUACCUCGGGGUGGUGCGGGGGCUAUCCACGCACGCGCCGAGACGGACGCCGAUUGGAACAUGUGGCAGCGCGCGCUGGCGCAAGUCGCGUCGCCGCGCCCGAUCGCGCCACUUUUGUCGCUGUACGCCACCGACCAGCCGCUCUGCUACACUCGCAUCUACUUUGACGGCAGCCUCCGCAUCGACGCGGCGUCGUCGACGAAAAAGGCGUCAGUGGUCUUCAAGAACGUCGAAAUGGGCCUCUUCCUCGGGAGUUGGCACCAUAUCGUGUUGACACACCGCAAAUCGGUCGUCGGCAGCUCGCUCGUGACCUUGUACAUUGACGGCGCCGAGGUGACGUCCAAGAAACUGCACUACCCCGCAUCGCUCGCGCCCUCCGCACUCCGCGUGACGUUGGGGCACGACCCGCAGUGUCCGAGCGCGACCGCUGGGCACGACCUCUGUCUCGGCCCACUGUGGCUGCUCGCGGACGUCUUGCCGCCGAUUGGCGCGACGGUCAUGUUUCUCCAAGGCCCGAGUUUUGGCCAUCGCUUCACGGGCAACUCAACGGCGUACGGAGCGUUGUACGAUUGGACAGAGGCGGUGAUGUGCCACUUGCUGCAUCGUCUCUCGGGUCGCCGCGUGGACGUGAGUCGGGCCGCCAAGCGCCUCGGGUUGCUCAAGUGCCUUGCCUCGACCCAGCGCGAAUGGGCACUGCCAACCCACGACAAGGUGGGCGACGACGACGAGGUCGCACCCAUCGAGCUCGGUUUUCGAGCGUUCCUCGAGGCCAACUGCAAGCUCUCGACGCUGGGGCGCGAGGUUCUCCAGCUCGUGUCGAGCUUCAAGUGGCCCGACGACCUCGUGUUGUACGCGUCGCCGUGCAUUGACGUCUUGCCGGAGAGCGUGCUGCCGCUGGAUCUACCGCGGCGACUACCGAGCCUCGGUGGUCUGCACGCGGUGCUCCUUCCGUGGUUUGCCAAAAUCACCACCACGGACGAGAUGGAGACAGCGCUGCGCGUUCUGGUACGAUGCCUCAAGGCGUCGGCGUCAUUGCUCGCGGCCUUUCUGGAAACACACGGCCACCACUGGCUCGCCGCCUUUGCGCAGGCGCACAGCGCGCUUCUCGACGACCGCGCCCUCCAGACAUUGUGCAAAACCGCGAUCUCUGGGUCCCUCAAACUCGAUGUGGCGUGCAUGGACGCUGCGUUCACGGCACGGGCCGACAAAUUUCCGUUCCCCGUCGUCGUCAACGCCCAUGCUAUGACCCAGUUGGUCCUGAACCCACUCUUGCGGGGGUGUCUCUCAAGCUUGCUCCAGCACCUCUUGCUCCGUCUCGUCUCGUAUCUCUUGCACCCGGUCAACCCCAACGCGCUCUUCAACGCAAGACAACUCCGUCACUGCAGCUUUGUGCAAUGGCUUCUCGGGUAUCUCGGCGCACUCACGCGCACGCCGCAGAGCGCCGAGGCGCCGUCGCUAAUCGAGGCCGUGUUAUGUCUCUUUCGCGCCUUCUUGGUCAUGGAAGCGCACAUUGACGACGCGAUUGCUGUGUCCGACCGACUGCUCAUGACGCUCGCCGAUCCAAACGGCGGUGCGCUGCGGCGCUGUCUCUUGCGCCACAUUCUGGCCGAGCUCGACGGACCGGGUUCCGUCCUUGGACGGACGCUCGUUGACGCGGUGGUGUUUCGUCUCGCGUCCGACAAGAAGAUGAAAGCCAGUGUCCUUCCGCAAUGGUACCUCGGUGGCGCCAUCGACAAGCCCCUCGUCUUUUCACCUGAUGGGUUCGAAGUGGUGCUCAUGGAAAUUCUGCUUUUGGCGCCGUCGACGCCCAGCGGCAUGUCGCCGGAUGCACUCUUGGCGCAGCGCGUGCUCAUGACGCUCGCCCAAGCGCAGCCGGCGUUUGGCGCCCACUUGCUCGUGAAUGCGCACCUCGCGCGGCGUUUACGGCAAGGCAUUGCUCUCCACCGCGGCCACGCCUCUGCUCUCCUGCCGCUCCUGGCCUUUGUCGCUCUCAUUCCAUUGCCCCGCGUUCAGUGCGAUGCAGCAGCUAUGGGUGACGCCUUUCCAGAGCCAUCGCGCUACACGCCAGUGGCCAUGGACCGUGUGUGCGUGGAUGCUGUCUGGGACCUACUCGGGUUUCUCUGGUCGAAAAACCAAGCGGACGACGCGUCCGAGCUCACGACGCUUGAAAGUGUGUCGUGGCUCACGGCGCGUCUCGACGCCGACUCGCUCGUCUUUCAAGCGCUGUGCCGGUCGAGCAAUCUCUUUCUCUCGGUCGUCAUCGACUGCAUCGGACGGCUGACCGAUGUGCUGAUGCCGGCCGAGACCAUCUCCCACAUGGCGGCCGUGUGUCUCGAGACCUUUUUGCGCAAAGCGCUCCUCGAACGCGACGACUGGGGCGACCACAUGCUCUUUACGCUCUGGCGAUGGCGCGACGCGGAGACGGGGCUGGCCGACUGGCUCAACAUGCUACUGCGCAUUGUCAACCACACGGAAAUGCUCACGGCGCACUGUUCGAUCGUGGCCAUGAAAAACCUCUGCGGCUUGUGUCUGGGCCUCCUGCGGCUCGCCGUCUCGGACGCCAAAGGUCCCAAAAAAGGAUAUGUGACGAAGCCAGCCGCGUGGACUCCGGCGUUGACACUGAGUGUCACAACAUUCCUUUUUCAAGCCCUCGAGCUCUGCAACGCACCAGAGAAAACCCCGAUCUUGGGCGCUGAAGUCCAACAAUACUUUUACUCGCUGCUGGUCUUUGCGACCCAAGGCUUUAUCUUACAAGGCAUCUACACGGCGCACGACUAUGGCGACGACCACUGCCGUCUCCUCGAGCACCUCGUGACCCACAAGGAGCUCUUGCUGCAGCAAACCAAAGGGUCCUGCGUCCUCGUGUACGGAGCAGCGCCAAGCGCGAAUGACGCGGUUUCGACUGGAUUCCGGCUGCACAUGCGGCAGCUGAGCUUGCAUGGGCACCAAAAGGAGCUCGUCGUCGGCCCCGAGACGGACAAGUCGUUUGCCAUGUGUCUUGCCACAGCCCUCUUCCGCAUGCUGCUCGAUGACAAGGAGGCGGUGACAUGGGUAGCCGUCCAGCUGUGGCAAUUCCUCAUUACCCAGCGACCGAUGCUUGUGCAAGACUUGCUGGUCGUCGAGCCCAAGUCGACUUUGCUUCCAUCCAUGUCGACGUCGAGCGCCAAAAAGGAGGGCCUCAACUUGUACGUCCGGGGCAUGGACCAAUUGCUGGCCAUUGACGCGCCAACGUCACCUGCGUGGCCCACCUUUGCGGCAUGGGUCACGGCGCAGUACCCGAUUCUCAACGACGUGCUCCCGGCGCGGACCGACCCGAUGUUUGAUCUCUUUGUGGACGUGCUGGAAAACAUUUUGGCCGUGCGCAAGAGCUCGGCAACGAAAGUCGAAGUCGCCAUUCACAUUCCGAUCGAGCCGACGCUGCCAUCGCCGUCGCCUUCAGUGGGCGCCGCAGUGCCAGAGCCGAGCUUGAUGGCGGCGUCGCGACUGCUCGUCGCGACAAACGACCAGCAGAUGCACCAAGUCGAAGAAAGCAUGCGUGAAGCGGCGACGCAGUGGCAGCACGUUGCACCACGGUCCCUCUGGGCCAACGUCGAAGGCAGCGCGACAUCGCUCGUAGUGUCGUCGUCGUCCGUGUACCAAGCGUCGUGGAUGGGUCCCAUGACGCUGGACGGAACCGAAGGCCCUUGUCGCAUGCGCCGCCGCCUCAAGCCACGUGAUCGCGCAGUCAUGGACGAUGCGAACGAGGUCAGCACCAAGAUGGCGCCUGUUGUGACCCACCCAAGCCUCGAGUUUCACGACAUGGUCGAAGUCUACCGGCAGCUCCAGUACAAGUCGUCCGAAAGUUCUUGUCGCGUGUCGUUCAAGGAGGUCUCUUGCAAAUACCAGCAGACGCGCGACCAUCUUCACGAGUUGGGUGCCGACGCCACGCCUCGCUUGGUAGCCGAGGCCAUCGUCCAGCGCUUCUUCACGCCCGACUCAGCGCUCGGCAUCUCACCGGGCGUACUCGAGGACGUGCAAAGUACGUUGAGCGGCAGCGAGAAUAGGCUACCGAGCACACUGUUUGACAUGGCCGACUCAGAGGCGAUGCAAACGUCUGUCUUGCGCAAACCAAGCACCAAUGACGUCCAUGACGACGACGAGCGUGACGACGAGAAGGACGAAAAGCCUUUGCCGGACGUCACCUCGGACGGCUCGGACGACGAGGACGAAUGCGACAGACCAUCUACAGCGUCUGUCAUGAGCGUCGACUUGGACGAAAUCAGCGUGUUGUCGCCGAGGGCCUCGGCGCCCGAGACACUGGCCGUCGACCGCAACAUGUAUGGAAGCAUUUUGCGCUACUUGCACCGACACGAUCAAGUGCCAUUGCGCUGCUGCAACGCCGGGUACCUCUGCGGCAUGGGCAAAGCCUUGGGCGUGCUUGUGUUUUGCCGUGAAGCGCUCUACUUUAUCGAGGGCUACUCGGCCAUUGACGGGUCUGAGCCUGUCUCGAAGCGCAAGACACACCUCCAAGUGCUCGUGGACCUCACCGACGUGCUCAAAGCCAAGGCGAAUGCGCUGCGCAUCGUAUGCGACAAGACCAAGUCAUCGAAUGCAACGCUGCGCAAGUGGCGGCUUCCCUACGGCGAGAUCAAGCAGUUUUACCGCAUGAAGUACCAGCUGCGACCGACCGGACUCGAGUUUGUCGACACGAACGGCGGGACGUUUUUCUGCACGUUUGACGCCCGCAGUGACCGCGACGACGUCUUCCACGCGCUCUUUGGCAUGCCGAUCCACAACAGUAUUUACUGGGCGCACGUGCUGCGCCAAGGCCCGCUCGGCUCGAUGAAGCGACUGCGCCAAAGCUUGACCAAGCAGUGGCUCCGCGGCGCCAUGUCCAAUUUCGAGUACCUUAUCGAGCUCAAUGCGAUGGCCGGCCGAAGCUUCAACGACCUCACGCAGUACCCGGUGUUUCCGUGGUACGUGUCGGAGAACUUGCACCACUGGAUCGACCUCAUCUUUGGCUGCAAGCAGCGCGGGGAGGCGGCGGUCGACGCGCUCAACGUCUUUAUGCACAUGACAUACGAAGGCACGAUUGAUCUGGACGCGAUCGAGGACCCGGUUUUACGCGAGGCGACGUUGGCGCAGAUUGAAAACUUUGGUCAGACCCCGUCCAAGCUCUUCAACAGCCCGCACCCGCAGCGCAAGAUGCCAACGCUCCAUUUGCAGUCGCACUCGAGCCUCAUGACCCACGCACAUGACCUUUCGCUCAACGCCCCAAGCAGCGUCGAGACGUAUGUCAAGUGGCACACGCCGCUUGCCCCGCCGCUCGUGUCGAUUGGCAAGGAAUACGUUCAUCUCAAGAAGGCGUCGAUCGCGCACGUGCUCCAGAACGAAGCCAUCGGCGACGUCAAGCUCUGCGCCGACAAGUUGGUGUGCCGAGGGCUCGGGAGCGUGCUCGUGCCGCCUCGCCUAAAAAAGUGCGUCGACUAUGGCAAGCACGGCCAUUUGAUCUUGCGAGCGCUGCCAAAAGCCAAGCCGCUCGUCGUCCUCGAAGACGUACACCUAAGCGCGAUCCGGUGCGCAGUGUUUGCCGACGACGGGUUGACGCUCGUGAGUGGCGGCGACGACGGCGUAGUCAACGUCAUCGAGUGCGUCAAGCUCCAUGGCCAGCGCCAUUUUUCGCACAAGGGCAAGUUGGCGGGCCAUGACGCUCCUGUGCUCAGUGUUGCGAUCAACAAGGCGUUCAACCUCGUGCUCUCUGGGUCGGCCGAUCUGACCGCGAUUGUAUGGGACCUCCGCAGCCAGGUGUAUUUGCGCGAGCUCUGCGGCCACGUAACACCGCUCCUGCACGUGGGUAUCAACGGCGCCAACGGCAACCUCAUGACGGCGUCGGCGACCGAGCUUCGCGUCUGGAGCCUCAACGGCGACCUCCUCGCCUGCGCCGUGCUGCCCGCCCUCGGACUCCACCCCAUCACGGCAGCCGUGACGUCGCGCUGCGAUGUGUGGCAGAACGGGGUCGUCGUCGUGACGGGCCAUGCGAACGGGACGCUGGCCUGCUGGGGCCUCCAGUACCCGUCCGACGUCGAGGGCGACCAGAUGCAGACAAGCAAAAAGGACGAGCCGGUUGCACCUGCGUCGGUGCUCUCGCCGCGCCAGCGAAAGCCCGUGGCUGUGGCCGGCCACGGCAAGAUCGUGCCAUCUUGCCGCCUCUACGUCAUGAAGCUCCUGCUCGAGCACCGCGCGGCCGUGACGGCGAUCGCGCUCACGGCGGACCAGCGCCAGGUCGUGUCGGGCGACGCCGACGGUGUCUGCAUCCGGUGGCACGACGAUAGCCUUGGCGCGACGCCCUUCUCGUAGCAUUUCGUUCCAUGGAGCAAGAGUAUUGUCCGUGCAUGGAGCGACCCUCUUGGCAACUAGCAUUGGUGGAAGCAGAUCCUUGGGAUUUCAAACCCGC
Saprolegnia diclina VS20 is the source of this 9256-nucleotide messenger RNA. RefSeq lists its product as hypothetical. The transcript is spliced from 17 exons. Bases 1 to 9159 code for a protein of 3052 amino acids. The record is from RefSeq and is a predicted model, not a curated record. Gene Ontology annotation, molecular function: protein binding. Lineage: Eukaryota; Oomycota; Saprolegniomycetes; Saprolegniales; Saprolegniaceae.